UGGGACCAGAACAAAGUUCGUUAGUUCUUUGUGCUCCAAAGAGAAUCGGUUAUGCAUCAGAUGAAUGUCUUGUCCAUGGUGCUUGCUAUGCUAUCAUCGACGAUGUACCAUUUAAAAUCGACCUCAAAACAUACAGAAACGAGCAAAAAUGUGCGGACAUAUUUGGGAUGGUUGGGUUCAGCACGCACGUAACAGAUGAUGGGAAAGAAGUUCUAAUCGGCGCUCCUGGUUGGGAAUCGUUUGGAACUAUCAUACGAUAUCGACAUCGGGAGAACAACAAAGGCAAUGGAAACUGCAGAGGGAAAAAAAACUCCCAAACCAUUCAACUCAAGGCUAGUAAUUACUCGGUGGCUGGAUCUGCGUUCUGUCACGAAACUUCUAUUCCGCCUAACGACUACUUCGAUCCUUACCUCGUUGUAAGAAAAAAUAUGACUUUUAUCCCUUACCUUGGGUAUGCCGUUAGCUCUGGGCGUUUUGUGAGAAACGAUCCGAUCAUGUACGUUGCUAGUGCACCAAAAGCUAAAAAAGGCCUAGGACAGGUGUUCAUCUUCGAUUACGUUCAGCGGCAUUCAAAGAAUGAAAUUGGCAUAAGGGUGCUCAAGCCAUUUAGUGGCCACCAGAUUGGCGAGUACUUCGGAUAUGCACUCCUCACCGAAGAUUUCAAUGGCGAUGAACUGCCCGAUCUCGCUAUAGCAGCUCCAAUGCACAGUCGUACAAAAGAGUUUGAUAAUGGAGUAGUCUAUGUAUAUUUGAAUAAAGGAGGGCUGCACUUUGAACUGCAAGCUAUUCUACAAUCUUCGUAUGGCUUCGGAGGCCGCUUCGGCACGAGCUUGGGAAAAAUUGGCGACAUCAAUCGAGAUGGUUACGGUGAUAUGGCUGUAGGGGCUCCGCAUGAAGGUGACGGAGUGGUGUACAUCUUCCUUGGAUCAGACGAAGGAAUAAAUACAAAGCCAACUCAACUUAUAAAAGCUCCUUCGACUAUAAAAACUAACCAACCAGCAAUGUUUGGGUAUGCGAUCUCGCGUGGAGUAGACAUUGAUGGGAAUGGUUACAACGACUUGGCCAUCGGCGCCCCUAACGCAGAAACGGUUUACGUAUAUAGAGCAUAUCCUAUCGUAAAAGUGAUAGCUACAAUCAAUUUAAAUCAAACACGAAUACCAAUCGGGGGAGCUUCGAUCGAGGUUGAAAUUUGUUUCACGCGAGAGUUUGCCUUAAAAGAUGGACCAUCGUUUGAUGUUGAAAUGGAGUACAGCCUUCAGCUUGACUUGACCUACCGUCGAGCGUCAUUCCAGAACAACGCAAGCAAUCCUUCAUCUAACGUCAGCAGUGUAGGAGAGAAUGGCUCAUGCCAGAAGUUUCUGAUAUUGAUCACAGAUUCAUAUGCUACAGUUGAUGAGAGCAAAAGUCCGAAACCAGUUCACAUUGACCUUUCGUUCAAUCUUUCGAGCAAGUCAUCUCCACCUCAAGGCAGUCAUUUCUGUGAACAAUGUGCUUUACUCGACCCGAACAUUAGCAAUCGAGUCAGUAAAAAUGUCUCUGUUGAUUUUUGUGAUGACCCUGUCUGCUACUCCGAUCUGCAACUUUCAAGCCUAACGUGGGUAGAUAUUCCUGAGCCCUACGUUAUCGGCUCCAGCGAGACAGCAACGUUGCAUGUGCAGGUUGAAAACCUUGGUGCAAACGCUCACUUGUCGAAGUUGGAUUUGAUUGUCGAUUUGAUCUAA
This is a messenger RNA of Anopheles aquasalis, 1721 nucleotides long. Its product is annotated as integrin alpha-PS3-like. Gene Ontology annotation, molecular function: integrin binding. Gene Ontology annotation, cellular component: integrin complex; external side of plasma membrane. The record is from RefSeq and is a predicted model, not a curated record. NCBI's taxonomy places the organism in Eukaryota, Metazoa, Arthropoda, Insecta, Diptera, Culicidae. Gene Ontology annotation, biological process: integrin-mediated signaling pathway; cell adhesion mediated by integrin; cell-matrix adhesion.